CCCCUUCUUCUUCUUCAUUUCUCUCCUCCGAUCUCGUAGUUUCAGGCGAUACCAUGAUCCAACGGAGUAGGGUUCACGGUAGCCAAAGGAUCUUUAACCGUUGGAUAUUGAUAAGUGACAGCGGUACGAACGGUGGAUGAUCCUUUAGAGUACCGUAUACCAUAGUUUCCCAUUGGAUCACGAUAAACUUUCCCUUCUGUCUCUGGAUUUUCUCGUGCUCUCCCUCUCUCUUCCGUUGUAGUCCAGGAAACCCUAGCCCCUCUCUGUCUCUCUCUCUUCGAAUUGUUCCUGUGCGAUCGAAGAAGCAAAUAGGUGUUUCUCUCUCUAAGCUGCCAUGGAGGAAGCCUCACUCUCUGCAGAUCCUCCGACAGUCAGAGAUGAAAGCAGAUCCCUUCCAGCCUCUAAUCAGGGUUUGGAUAAUACCGUAAUGGAGAGCACCAUAAAUCAAGGCGUUACAUCCACUGAAAAUUCUGUGGGCUCUGAAAAUGGUGACAUGAGUGGGAAAAUGAUCGUGGGUGUCGAGUCUCUUUCAGAGAAUGCUCAAAAUGAAACUGAAAGACUUGAGAACGUGGAUCCCAAUUUGAUUAUGGAGCAUGGAACUGAGGGUGCGCAUGAAUCUGAAAGUCUUGUAAAUAUUAACCCAAAUGUGGUUGUCAAGCUGUGUCCUGAGGGUGCCAAGGAAUCUGAAAAACUUGCAAAUGUCAAUCCAAAUGUGGUUAUGGAGCUUGAUUCCAGGGCUGCUAACGAAUCUCAAAGUCUUGCAACCAAUGAUCCAAAUUUGGUUAUGGAGCUCAAUGUCGGGUUUGCUAAUGGAUGCAGAAGCCUUGCAAAUGUUGAUCCAAAUGAAGUUAUGGAGAUAGAUUCUGAUAGUGCUGGAAAAGAAAUCGUAGUCAAUGUGAACCCUAUUCCUUUGGGCAGUGUUGACAAACCAUAUAUAGGUAUGGUUUUCGACUCCGAGGAAGCUGCGAGGGAAUUUUAUGAUGCAUAUGCCCGGCACGUGGGGUUUAUUAGUCGAGCCAGUAAAACCGCACGUUCUAUGCGCGAUGGAACAUUCAUUCGACGAGAUCUUGUAUGCUCAAAAGAGGGUUUUCGUGCACAAAAGUACCAAGCAAAAUUGAGGCCACGACCACAAACAAGGGAGGGAUGCAAGGCAAUGGUAAGAGUAAAGAAGGAAGGGUCUAAGUGGAUUCUUACUAGAUUUAUUGAGGAGCAUAAUCAUCCCUUGGGGAAUGCUAGAAAACUAGAUCCUAUGAGACCGCUUGAUCCUAUGAAAGGGAAAAUGGUAGCAGAUGUUGACUCAUCUUAUGUAGGGAAUUCAUUGGAUGAACCUGGAAGACUUGAGAAUGUUGAUGCACCUGCAGUUAUGGAGCUCUGUUCUGGGCGUGCUAAUGAAGAAAUGGCGGUGGAUGUUAACCCCCCUGAUGAGAAUGCUGAUGAGCCAAAGGUGGGCAUGCUAUUUGAAUCUGAGGCAGCUGCAAAGGAGUUCUAUAAUGCAUAUGCUAGGCAAAUGGGGUUUAGCACUCGUUCUAGUAAGACCAUACGUUCAAUGCGUGAUGGGAGGUUUAUUCGUCGAGAUUUUGUAUGCUCCAAAGAGGGUUUUCGUUCAUCAAAGAACCCUGCUACUUUGCGGCCACGAGCACAAACAAGGGAAGGCUGCAAUGCCAUGAUAAGGGUGAAGAGGGAAGGUAACAAGUGGCUCCUUACAAAAUUUAUUAAGGAACAUAACCAUGCAAUGGUACCCCAAGGAAAAGUACAUCUUCUAAGAUCACAUAGGCGCUCAUCAGGUAUGAUGAGAAGCCCAAUGCUUACUUUGGAUGAUCCAAGUGCCACACCUUUCAGUGCAAACCGUAUUGAAAUUCAUCCUAGUUGGGACCCUAUUCAGACCACGCGAUACAAUGAACUGUGCAACCUAGCGGUCAAAUGUGCAACAGAAGGGGCAGUAAAUGAACUUGUGUACAAUUUUGCAAUGAAAACUCUACGAAAGGCUCAAGAAGAUAUUUCUUUUGUGAGGAAAAAUAUUGGGUCACCCACACAAGCAACUUCCAGAUCUAAACCUGUUUCGGAGGAUCAAGCGAAGAAGAAAAGACAAUGCCUUACAUGCAGGGAUUUCGGUCAUGACCAGCGGAACUGUCCAAAUAAAGGAAAUGUUGGGCCCAAUUUUAACCUAGUCGGGUACAUGUCCCCAACAAGUGAACAGAGCCAUGGUGGGAUAGGUGAAGAAAAUCCAGAAUUCUUCAACAGAACUUCAUGAGGUUGUUCUGACGACAAAUGGUAGCCUUGAUAUGAAUCAACCCUUUGCCUACCCUGAUACUCAGACUGUUCGCCCUUCCCCGUUUGCUGCAAUUUGACGAAAAUCCUUUGUUGGGCAUGUAAGUUAUGAUCCCCUCCAUUUUGAAGCAUUCCUUUUAAGUCUUGGACAAUCAUAUGUAUAGGAGAAGCUUGAUAGGUCACCAGUUUAUCUUAGUUGCAUGUCCUGGUUGGCAUUAAGUUUAUUUAUUCCUGAUGCAUCUCUGUUGUCUUUUGUUAGAUAACCUUCCAUAUGAGUGUGCUAGACGUAUGCAUCGGGAAUUUAAUGUAAGCCAGUUGAUCAUUGAAGAAUGAAAUGAUCAGAUAGAUAUAUGCAUGGGAACAUGUUUGUUGUUUUCUUUUAAAUUUUGGGAAGAGAUAUGGUGAUCUCACCAGACUGUUGUCAACACAAGUUCCACCCCGAAACAUAGGGGUAUUUUUCUCAUCUGAAAAUUUUCAAAUCA
Amborella trichopoda is the source of this 2750-nucleotide messenger RNA. RefSeq lists its product as uncharacterized. NCBI's taxonomy places the organism in Eukaryota, Viridiplantae, Streptophyta, Magnoliopsida, Amborellales, Amborellaceae. The record is from RefSeq and is a predicted model, not a curated record. Gene Ontology annotation, molecular function: zinc ion binding; nucleic acid binding.